This is a messenger RNA of Fusarium redolens, 981 nucleotides long. Its product is annotated as Ribokinase-like protein. Gene Ontology annotation, biological process: fructose metabolic process. NCBI's taxonomy places the organism in Eukaryota, Fungi, Ascomycota, Sordariomycetes, Hypocreales, Nectriaceae. Bases 1 to 981 code for a protein of 326 amino acids. The transcript has 6 exons. The record is from RefSeq and is a predicted model, not a curated record. Gene Ontology annotation, molecular function: ketohexokinase activity.
AUGAAGCAUCUCAUCGCCGUAGGCGCCUGCUACUUGGAUACGAUCCUCAAGAAGGUCACCUCGACUGCUGUUCCCUUCUUCCCAUCCGAGGACUCUAAGCUACGUGCCACCAGCCUCAAUAUCCGACGUGGAGGUAACUGUCCCAACUCGCUUCAGGUCUUGGAACAAUUGCUCUCUGAGCACGACACACUUCAGCUGCAUCUGGUAUCACCCCUUCCCGUUGCUUCCUCGUCCGCAACACAGCGUGUUAUCUCGUCGUUCGGUGCGCAGUCGAACAUUGACUUCAGCCACUGCGUUUAUCGUGAGGAGAGUACAGAGGCGGCAAGCAGUUACAUUAUCCGUAGCGAGGCAUCAGGUAGUCGCACGCUUGUCAACUACAAUGAUUUGUUAGAGAUGACCGAAGAUGAGUUUGGCAACAUCGCGCGAGGCUUCAACCCGGACCAGGAGACAUGGUGGCACUUUGAGGGCCGAAUCCCGGAUACCAUACAAAGCUGUAUCCGUCUCCUGCGUAACGUACUACCAAAAGCGACAAUCAGUGUCGAAAUUGAGAAGCCUGGUAGGGAGGGUCUACCUGAGCUGGCGGCAGAAGCGGAUGUUGUCUUCUAUUCGCGAAGUUGGGCUGAGAGUCGAGGACACAAAACUCCGGAACAAUGCCUGAGAGCCGAAGGGCAUCAAAAGGCGAGACUGGCACUGUGUACGUGGGGUGAAGAUGGAGCAGCUGGGCUAUCUCGGUCAACAGGCGAGACUCUUCACUGCCCUGCCCUGGAUGAAUCAGGGCGAGACAUUUCCGUGAUCGAUGCCGUGGGAGCGGGGGACACUUUCAUAGCCGGAAUGCUGUACGGGCUGAUCUGUCACCCUGACGACUGGAGCAUGGGGAAGAAGCUGGGUUUCGCCGUUCGACUGGCUACACUCAAAGUGCAGCGGGAGGGGUUCAACGGGCUCGGAAGAGACAUUCUGGGAAUGGAGACUGGAGGCGGUUGA